Coregonus clupeaformis (lake whitefish) is the source of this 1940-nucleotide messenger RNA. Its product is annotated as AP-4 complex subunit mu-1. The transcript has 16 exons. Gene Ontology annotation, biological process: protein targeting; Golgi to lysosome transport. The coding region runs from base 175 to 1503 and encodes 442 amino acids. NCBI's taxonomy places the organism in Eukaryota, Metazoa, Chordata, Actinopteri, Salmoniformes, Salmonidae. Gene Ontology annotation, cellular component: cytoplasmic vesicle; trans-Golgi network; clathrin adaptor complex. The record is from RefSeq and is a predicted model, not a curated record.
GUCAACAAUCAUCAAAUAAGAAUUGACGCGUAAACAAACCACGGCUAGCUACAAAUAAUGUGAUAGCUAUCUUCUUGGCGUUUACUUUUCUGUCAACGUAGGGAUGUUGGUAUUUUGCAUUAUCAAGUAGCUAAGCAAGCAUCACGAUUCGAGUCACGAUUCCUAGACAAGAAGAUGAUAUCCCAGCUGUUCAUCUUGUCCUCCAAAGGAGAUCACCUCAUCUACAAAGACUUCCGCUGUGAAGCUGGAAGCGAUGCUGUCAACAAAUUCUAUGAGAUGGUCACUGCAUUGACUGGUGACCAGCCUCCAGUGGUCAUGAAACACAAGGAGCUGCAUUUUGUUCACAUCAAACAGGGAGGGCUCUAUUGGGUUGCCACGACGAAAGCUGAUGCCUCGCCCUUCACCAUCAUUGAGUUCCUAAAUAGAUUAACAGCCCUGGUUAAGGAUUACUGUGGUUGUCUGUCAGAGAAGUCUGUCCGGAUGAACUUUGCUCUCAUUUAUGAGCUGUUGGAUGAGGUAGUGGACUUUGGUUACAUCCAGACGACCUCUACUGAUAUCCUGAAGAACUUCAUCCAGACUGAGGCGGUCAGCUCCAAACCCUUCAGCCUGUUUGACCUCAGUAACGUGGGGCUGUUUGGAGCAGACACCCAGCAGAAUAAAGUGGCCCCCAGUGCAGCUGCCACACGGCCCAUCAUGUCCAGUCAAGGAGAACAGGGAGGCAAAAACGAGAUAUUUGUAGAUGUGAUUGAAAGGAUGUCUGUAGUCAUUGGUGCCAAUGGUGUUCUGAUGAAGGCAGACAUUGAGGGAGAGAUCAGAGUGAAGUGUUACAUGCCAAGUUGCUCAGAGAUGCGGAUUGGACUGAAUGAAGAGUUCAGCAUAGGAAAGUCCCAGCUGAGCGGCUAUGGGGCAGCUGUUCAUGUGGAUGAGUGCAGCUUCCACCAGGCUGUCAGGCUGGAUGAGUUUGACACCUACAGAAUCCUGAAAGUGUGUCCCAGCCAAGGAGAGCAAACAGUGAUGCAAUACCAGUUGUGUGAUGACCUGCCCACAGCCCCUCCAUUCCGUCUUUUCCCUUCUAUAGAGAGGGACAGUGGUGGCAGGUUGUUGAUGUACCUGAAGCUGCGGUGUGACCUGCCCCCAAAGAGCGCUGCUAUUAAUGUUUCUAUAACAAUACCGGUACCCAAGGGCUCGCUUCGUCUCUCUCAGGAGUUGAGCAGCCCGGACCAGAGUGCUGAGCUGCAGCCAAAAAACAAGGCUGUCCAUUGGGAGAUCCCUCGCUUCCCUGGGGGCGCCCAGCUCUCCGCCCUGUUCAAGCUGGAGGUCCCUGGCCUUAGCGCUGCCUCGUUACAGGAAGUGGGACCAGUCAGUCUGAGCUUUGAGCUGCCGAAGUACACCUGCACAGGACUGCAAAUUAGAUUCCUCCGCCUGUCCCCGAUACAGCCUGGACCGUCGCAACGCUGGGUCCGCUACGUGACCCAUUCAGACUCGUAUACCAUCCGUAUCUGAUACAGACAUACAGUACACACAUGCACACACACACACACACACACACCAUUGAUCACUCAGACUCUGGCUUACUCGCAAUACAGAUGUGAACCCUGAUCUUGACUGCCUGAAAAAGUCAAGGAACUUCUGUAUCAAAUGUUUAUUCUGUGAAUUCUGUCUGUAUACAGUGGAGUGACCCAAUACAAAUGUAUCUACUACAUCAAAAAGCUACCCCUACAUUUCACUAUUGUCAUUAUAUUAUGUAAUGGGAAAUCAUGCAGGAAAGUCUGAAUGUGCAUAGAAACAUAUUCAGCACUCUUGAGUUUCUGUAAUGCACGGAUAAUCAGGAUCAAUGCACAAAUAACCAGGACCAACCCCCUGGAGGUCCGCGGCCAGAUAAAAAAAAAAAAAAAAAAAGAUAUAUAUAUAUAUAUAAAUUACAUAAUUUAUAUACAUAC